This is a messenger RNA of Haplochromis burtoni (Burton's mouthbrooder), 3151 nucleotides long. Its product is annotated as snaclec subunit B-like. The transcript has a single exon. Bases 16 to 774 code for a protein of 252 amino acids. Lineage: Eukaryota; Metazoa; Chordata; Actinopteri; Cichliformes; Cichlidae. The record is from RefSeq and is a predicted model, not a curated record.
UAAAACAAGUAAACAAUGGAUCUAUUCUUCAUGUGCAUCCUGCUGAGCUUCUCUGGAAUUUUUACAAAGUAUGUUUAUAUUGAAGAUGAAAAGAAUUGGCAGGAUGCUCUGACACACUGUCGGCAGCAAUACACAGACCUGGCUCCUGUCAGUAAUGAACAGGAUAAUCUCAAACUUCAGCAGCUCUCUGGUAUUCUCAAUAGUACAUCCUGGCCAUGUAUCUGGAUAGGAGCGGAAAGAAAUUGCUCCAACAGGGAGCAAUGGCUGUGGUCAGGGGGUGGAGUGACUACCACAUGUUUCUGGUCACCAGGUGAGCCUAACGACUGUUUCGGUGUUGAAGACAGUGGCUGUCUGCAGAAAAGCGGGUGGAAUGAUGCAAACGCACAGGAACACAAAGCAUUCUUCUGCUACCGCGCAGUAGUAGUGGAGGAGCAAAAGACUUGGGAGGAAGCUCUAGAGUACUGCAGGGAGCACCACGAUGACCUGGCCAGUGUGGCAUCUGAGACCGAGAUGCUGCUUAUCCAGAGAGAACUGAAAAAACAUAAUCCCGCUGAACAUGUCUGGAUUGGUUUGCAUUUCUUCUCUUUGGUUGGACAGGCAGGCUGGCUGUGGGUGGAUAGGCAGGAGAUGGACUACGAGGCUUGGGAUGAAGGGGGGAAACCAGCAUGUCCUGAUCCCAGGAUGGAGUGUGCAGCCAUACAGGUGACAGAAGGGACUGAGGGUGUUUGGGGGGCUCAUGACUGUGAAGAGAAACUUAAUUUUGUUUGCUACUGAGGAAAUAUGCUUUGCAAAAUCAAUUUUAAAUAUUCAUUUUUGUUACUAUAGUUGCUUGGUAGUGUCCUUUGUUCAUUGUUCAUUUUGCUCCUUGAUGUGAAUUUCUUGACAGAAGUCUGGCAUUGGAGUUCAACUCUGUAAAAUGAAAUAAUAACAAUAUUUUUUUUAAUGUGAUGCCGUUUGAGAUUAUCCUUUUGUUUGCAUGCAGAGUGAACCCACACAAUUUGCAGUGACCAGAGUUGUGUGAAACUCUGCUUCUCAAAGAGAUUGAAUUCCUCCGGCUCUACUUUAUCCAAAAGUAAAAUAAAAAAGCUGGAUGUUAAAUAAUACAGAGGUUUAAAACAACGCGUUAACGAGCUAACCGUGCUAACACGUUGACGCUGUGCAGCCCCACGCACGUGGCGAUCCACGAUAACUUGCUAACGGAGAUUGUCCUCAUUAAUGCGGUUAUGGCGUUAAUGUCAGCAUGCUGACAGCACUAAUAAUUAUAUGUAUAGCUAGGUAUGUAGUCUAUUCAAUCUGACUUAUCAAUAUAAUGAAUGAGCAAUGUACUCUAAUCAAUUAAAUUCUUUUAAUGCCUGUAUUUUUUUGGCAUGAUUCACCUUUGACCCUGGCAAACUAGUCACAGUGUGUGAGGUUUCCUGCUGGAAUGUGAAAGAUAUGAAUAAGACAUCAUCGACCCAUCACCAGGCAUGAUAUUGAAUAACAGAAGCACUAUUGAGUAUAUUGUGAUUGACAAACACUGAGUCAUCAAAUGGACAUACAUGGUGAAGUUGCAUUACCAUUAGCGGGGGGAGAUCAUAGGUUUUAAAUGUUAUAUAUGAAGCUAAGAAGUGAGCAAAAAACAUGUGAAGCACAUUCCAGGGUCCUUAAUUGCAAGAAAGGAUUAAGCUAGGUGGCUUAAGAUGUGUUUAAAAAAAAUCUAUUUUCUGAUUUCAAAACGCUUAGCUGUGUCUCUAAUAAAACCCUCUGUAACUUUGCUCUGCUUCAUUUCAACAGCAUCAGGUGAUGUUCAUAUGUUAAUUAUUGGUUUUCUUCCAUUUUUGAUCUACUGCAGAAUACUUUUAAGGGGUUAUCUGCUUUAAAAAGCCAGGCCUGGAAAAUCUCAGUCAUGUUUUUCUGUGUUUUAUCCUCAGCUACUUUGACAUAAAAGGAUCUGCUGUGAUGCGUGCACAUCUGGCAAAGUGUCAGCUUUGUUUAUAAAAUAUGUAAUGAUAAAUGAUCAGAAUUAUAAUAUUUCUGACUGUCUGAGUCAAAAUUGAAUCGAAAUUGAAUUGAGAAUCGAAUCGAAUCUGGACCAUCAGAAUCAAAUCAGUUAUAGAAAUUAGUGACAAUAUCUAGCCCUAUUUAUAAUGUCUGUUUAAAUGCUUGUCUGUGAUUAUUUUCAUGUUGCCUCGAAAUACAAUAUCUCCCUCUGCUGUUACAUAAAACUUCUGCAUGUGUGUACAUGGAGAAGUAAAGUGUAAAAUGGACACUCACUUGUCUAUUACAUAUUUUGCAGUGAUUCUCGGGUUAACUAAGUGAGACAUACAGAAAACUAUAUUAACAUGUGAUGGAUUUAAUGGAUGAUCAUGUUAAAGUACAACAUAGAAAAGAAGAUAAUGUAAUCAUUGUAAUGAAUGACUGAAGUUUGCUUCAAACCAUUUGAAUAAAGGUUACACAGAGAGAGAGCGCAGAAGGGUGAGGCUUAGUAUAGAAAUACACAGUCAAAUCAUACAGUGUGGACAUCAAGGAGGGGAGGAGAGAGAAGAAAAAGAACAAUACAAACACCAUGCCAACAAAAUGAGUUGUUCUUCCUCUAGUUUUCUGUGAUGGGCAGAGAACUUCAGAAGAUCUAGCCUUGGGAGUUCAUUGUGGGAAAUUACAGCAAAAAUGCCAGAGGAUAAACCACCGCUGAAAAAUUAUAAUUAUAAUGGAAUACUGAUAAUAACAUCCGUGCAUAUGCAUGUACACACCUGUGCAUUCAUACAUGUGUAUGCCAAAAUAAAAAUAAAUAAAUGGGUAUGCAUCUGUGUAUAGUUAAAAAAUUAAUUAAAUCAGAUAAUCAAAUGCCAAUAUUAGUAAACAAAACUGGAAGAAAUUUGUUGAAGGAAGGAUCGAAAAAAAUAAAUACAUCACAAAAGGAUGAAAGAAAAGAAAAGAAAAGGGAAGGUGCAGCUCAUAGAACACAAAAGAGCUGCUAGAGGUAGCACUGUCAGAAAUGAUAGUCCUAUGUGUUUGCUGACUUCUAACAUUUGGCACCAUCUUUAUUUUCUUUAGACUGUGAUCAGCUAGCUAUGAGUUGCCCCCAGGCUUUAUCACAACCACCAGAUUCUGGGAAGAGAGUCUAUUUACCGUAUUAGUGAUGGGAUUUCCGGCUCUUUUUAGAGAACCGUCU